This is a messenger RNA of Parnassius mnemosyne (clouded apollo), 3230 nucleotides long. The record is from the annotation of a GenBank genome assembly. Lineage: Eukaryota; Metazoa; Arthropoda; Insecta; Lepidoptera; Papilionidae.
ACACACGUUGUCUUUAGUUCUCGAGGGAAUAGAGAUCGUUGCAGCGUUUCUUUCUUUUCUGAACAGGCGCAGUCCGAGAGAACUCGGAAAAGGAGUAAAAGGCUCCUACGUAACCUGUCACUACCAAUAUAUUGUAUGAGUCAGAAGGUAGAAAAACCAGUAUUAUCGGGUCAACGGAUCAAGACCAGAAAAAGAGAUGAGAAAGAGAAGUAUGACCCUAACGGGUUCCGCGACGCGCUGGUGCAGGGUCUGGAGCGCGCCGGCGGCGAUCUGGAGGCGGCCUACAAGUUCUUAGACGCGGCCGGCUCCAAGCUUGACUACCGCCGCUAUGGGGAGGUCAUCUUCGACGUUCUCAUCGCAGGCGGCCUGCUGCUCCCGGGCGGCUCGGUGUCGAUGGACGGCGAGACCCCCAAAACCAACACUUGUAUUUUCGCCGCCAGCGAGGAUAUGGAGACCAUGCGGAACUUCGAACAGGUGUUCGUCAAGCUUAUGCGUCGGUACAAGUAUCUGGAAAAAAUGUUUGAGGAGGAAAUGAAAAAGGUCUUGGUGUACUUGAAAGGCUUUGAACCACUGCAGCGUAUCAAAUUAGCGCGUAUGACUGCACUUUGGAUUGGCAACGGGUGCGUGCCGCCGUCGGUGCUGCUGGUGCUGGUGAACGAGCACCUGCUGAAGGACAACCUGGCGCUGGAUUUCGUGCUGGAGGUGUUCGCCACCGUCAAGCAGGAGCGCGGCGUCACCUCGCUCGUCACCGCACUCAAGAAGGGACAGCUCGAGGGCAGGCUCCUGGAGUUCUUGCCUCUGAACCGGCGCAGUGAAGAAGUGCUGGCCUCAUCGUUCGCAUCUCGUGGUCUCGCUGAACUGCUGCGGCUGCAUCGCGCACAAGCCUCACAGGAAGCCCGUCGAGAGCUGACCCAGGCGUUGCUGGACGAAUUAGCGGACGAGAAGCCGGUGCGCGACCUCAUACAAGAGCUGCGCGAUAUGGCCCAGAAGCACUCCAUACCCGACCACGAAGUUGUUGCCAUUAUUUGGCAGUGCGUGAUGUCCCGCGGCGAAUGGAACAAGAAGGAGGAACUGUUGGCCGAGCAAGCGGCGAAGCACUUGCGUAAUUACACCCCACUAUUGGCCGCUUUCGCGCAGUCCGCAAAGGCUGAGAUCGCAUUGUUGACUAAGGUGCAAGAAUACUGCUACGAGAACAUGAGCUUUAUGCGAGCGUUUAGCAAGCUGGUGCUGAUGCUAUACAAGACCAAUGUGCUCUCCGAGGAGGUUAUCCUGAAGUGGUACCGCGACCCCAACUCUAGCAAGGGCAAGGUCAUGUUCCUCGACCAGAUGAAGAAGUUUGUCGAGUGGCUCCAAAGUGCUGAAGAGGAGUCGGAGAGCGGCGAAGAUGAAGAUUAGAUUAAGAGCAGCGAGUGAGACUGAACCUAACACGAGCGCGCCGUCCCACACAAGCACACAUGAUAAUUGAUAACCGACACACAGACAGACAGAUCCUAACCGGUCCACGACGGCGCCCGAACAAAUCCGCAGACGCGUAGAGAGUUGCUUUUGAAUGUACUGCUUAGAAUCAUAGGCUUCCAUUAAAAAAAAAAAACUAAAUUGAACUAUAGACAAUUAAUCAAUAGGCAUUCGGUGUUACCUGUAACAAAAAGUUGUAUGUAUAUUUUGGUUUAUAUACUAUCAUCGACUAUAAUCGUGUGAUGUGAUUUCUUUACAUAUUAUAUAUGACUAACUCGACAAAUGCGUGAAUAAUAAUUAUAAGGUAUAAAUGUGAUGCAGAAUUUAGAUACAAUUGUGACUGGUGUUAUAUCAUAAUAAACUAUCUUUGUGUAAGAUUAGUCAUAAUUGUGGCUAAUUUGCAUAACGUGUGUUAACAUUAGGUGUUGAAGUCGAUGAUCAAAAAUCGUAAGUUUAUAAAUCAAACUUACUAUAUAGUAUAAGUAGGCCAAAUUACCACAUUGUGUGUGAAAUUCGCUUCUACAGUCGAAACUUGCACGUUAAGUAAUGUACUUAGUAUAAAACGGCACCCAUUAUGAUGUUUUUAGUAUCGACUUAUUCUAACGAGCGUUUUUUAAACGCUCAUCAUAGGACCUAAUAAAAAAUGUACGUUUUCAAUAUAUAAUAGUCAGUUGAAUUUUAUUUAUAUUUUAUUAUCCUUUUCCAUUCUUAAUGUCAUAGUAAAAUAUAGGCAUUUGAUGACAAUAGAAACGUUAAAAAAGCGCUUGUUAGUAUUUGUUUGUGUUACCAAAAACAAAAUCCUGAACUGUCCCAAGGUUUGUUUCAUCGUCUAGAGUAAUAAAAUAGCAGUCUGCAACCGCAGCUCCCUACGCGACACCGACUGUCGCUCAAUAAUACGAAAUAAUAAGUGCACCAUAAUAUAAUAAUUACCUAAUAAUAAAUAAUAAUAAUUGUUGACGACGAGAGAGCGACGCGGCGCGGAAAUUUUCUACAACUGUAUAUUAUCCAUUUCUAAAGUAACAUGUUGAUGAAAUACAAUAUUUUUUAUUCAAUUUUUUUUAGUAAAAUUCAAAUAAAUGGUGGCAACACUUCAAUUGUAGUUUUACUUUGUAUAAAUCCUUUUCUUAUUAUUUUAUUUAGCAUUCUUUGAAUUUGACUAUAAAUUUUUAGGAUUAUAUUUAAAAUUUAAGUCACGUAAUUUCUGAUUAGAAAUUACUCUUUAUUGUUCUGUUGGGCUUUCACUUACAACUUUUGAAAAAGUACUUUGUUCCUUACAGUCGAGAAAUUGCAAUGUUGCAUUGUUGUUGACACGAGACCUGGAACAAUUAUUUGUAGGUCAUUUAACCCUUUCACCGCCAUAGCCGUAAUAUUACGAAUCUUAAGGUGAAUACCGUCAGCGCCCUCGCGUAAUAUUCCGAAAUGCUCAUGUUACUAGAAAAAUUGCAAGGUUAAUUCGAUUUUGCUAGUAAAUUUAAUACAUUUAAUUAAUUGUGGAUAGUUGUAGAUACCAAAAAUUAACAGAAAUAUAUAGAGUUACUAAGUGCAAGAUGAACUUGCUGCCUCGCCAUCCCCGUGAUAUUGCCGAGACCAGUGCUGCGCCACUGUAAAAGAUUUAUCAAAAAAUUUAUAUUUGUAUUGUUUCAAAAUUAAAAUGAUAGUCGAGUCAUCAUAAUGUAAUAUUUUAAUGAACUGCACUAACCAUUCAUAAAAAUUUAAUUUAAUAUAUUAUUUAAAUGAUUUUUGCGACAAGAAAUAAAAAUAUUAAUUUAUAAACC